This is a messenger RNA of Aspergillus sclerotioniger CBS 115572, 5715 nucleotides long. RefSeq lists its product as uncharacterized. The transcript has 5 exons. The record is from RefSeq and is a predicted model, not a curated record. Gene Ontology annotation, biological process: regulatory ncRNA-mediated heterochromatin formation. Gene Ontology annotation, cellular component: nuclear RNA-directed RNA polymerase complex; nucleus. The coding region runs from base 1 to 5715 and encodes 1904 amino acids. Gene Ontology annotation, molecular function: helicase activity; zinc ion binding. NCBI's taxonomy places the organism in Eukaryota, Fungi, Ascomycota, Eurotiomycetes, Eurotiales, Aspergillaceae.
AUGAUCGAUGAUUCACCUGACACACGACGGAUAUUCGUUGAAGAUUUGGCCACUGAGUCUGGACUUCAUAAAGUACGGCAAAUCGUCGAAACUGAUUUUGCAACGUCUUACAGCGUUUUGAUGCCGAUGUUCGAUACACACUGUGUUUUAUUCCUUCGUCUGGUCUCUCACGACGUAAUAUUGUCGUCACUUAUACUUGAGAAGGCUGUGGGAACGAUAUACAAUGUUAUCUACGGGCCAGGAGGUAAAAGGGGCAUUGCCUUCUUUGCACGAAUGACAGACUUUUUGACCCAGAUUGGAGCUGAUGGAUCACGGAGCGAGAUGCUACUUCUGGUUUCGAAAGCACUUCUUAGUACUAUAACCUUGAACCAGGAGGCUGCUAUACAAGCCGGCCUCAAAGGGAUCGUUGACAAACUCUACAGUUGUUAUCAUGCCCAGAACCCGAAGCCUGACGUUGGUGACCGCGACCUCCAGUUAGCGCAUGUGAACAUACUCAAGAUCAGGGAGAUUCUCUCUAUGGGAGACGCAAUCUCUGCCUUAAAUAUUGACAGAGCCGCGACUACACCCACGCAACAUUUCCCCGAGUUUGUCGUUGAUCUCCCCGGAAAAUUGUCCGAGCUCGGCCCUAGACAUGAUAACGACCAUUCCGCCAUUUCACGUAUUGAGAUCCUACCUACAAUUUCCGAAAUCCUCAGCGAUGAUGACCGACCCGAGUUUCUUCCCGCACGAUGCUCAGCUGAUACCCCCUUUCCACAUCAUGAAAGAGGCAUUCGUCGACUCCUCGAUACUCAGUUCCGUCUUCUGAGAGAGGAUACAUCCGGUGUGCUCCGUGAAAGUAUUAGGUUGAUAAUAAGUACGUGGGGGCUUAUUGUUCACGGCUCCGAUUGGCGACUGAAGCGCAAGUUUCUCCGCGAGAACAGUCCAACACCAAUUCGAGUGUACUCGGGGGCCGAGGUCUACGGAAUACGAUCAGAAUUUAGGGGAGUGGAAGUGGACAUAGAAUUUGACCAGCUACAUCGACUCAAGCAGAUGAGCCUGGCAAAGCGAAAGCAAUGGUGGAUCGAUUCAAAAGCUUUGAGAAAGGGCGGAACACUGUUGGCCCUGCUGGAUGCAGAAGAUCCGGAUGACGCAUCUGCAAUUUUCCUACUUGUAUCGAAAAGGGAGAUUAGCUAUGUCGACAAUGCCAAGCAGAGCCCCCUGAAGCCUAAUCGUGUCAGCGACGUCGUCAGCGAUGCCAACAGAGCGAUGGUCACACUGACGCUAGCGAAUCCAACUGAUUCGCGGGGCUUGCAAAGACUUAUUUCAUUCUCAACGAAUAGGCCCUUUGCAAGACCCCUAAUACUUGUUGAAUUUCCUGCCGUGCCAUAUAACUCUUUUGAGGGAGUUUUACGAUGCCUACAAAUAUUGCACGAACAUCCAGAACGCAUGCCAUUUUCUGCAUGGCUAGCUCCUAGUGUGGAUAACAUUGAGCUGAACGAGGCCCUAGAGAGCAGCCCCAACACCAACAGUAUCAGUAUACCGCCUCCGGAAUAUCUUCAAUCUGGGAUAAAUCUUGAUCUUUCUUGCCUUUCCCGUUGCAAAGAAAGCAGCGCCAAUAUACCUAAUCAACUGUUGUCUAUGUCUCUCUACCAGGACCCACGGGCAUUAGCAACACAACUAUCAAAAGAAACCGCUUUAGACGAAGGCCAAGCGGAUGCACUGGUUUGGUCUCUUAGGCGCAAGAUUGCGCUGAUUCAAGGCCCUCCAGGGACUGGAAAGUCGUACGUUGGACUGCAGCUCGCCCGAUGCCUGUUGCAUAACAAAUGCCUACUGGACUUGGGACCAAUAUUAUGCGUGUGUUACACUGCCCAUGCAUUGGAUCAGUUUCUUGAUGGCCUUCUGAAUUCGGGAAUUUCCAAUAUCAUAAGGAUUGGCCCGCGGAGUGCAUCUCCACAUAUCGAGGCCUUGUCUUUAGACGUGAAGAAGCAGGAACCGGGACCCCGAAUCCGAGGCCUUCCAAGGAUAAGGGACGAAUCACGAGGAAAGCUGGUUGUACUGGGUGGCAGGAUUCAGGAGCUGCUCCGAACUGCAGAGGGCGGCAACCUCAGUCUUGUUCUCAGACUUUUGAAGAGAAAGUUCCCUAUUCAAGCGAGAAGCAUGGUUUCUGAAUCUACUACUGAAGGAGAAACUGGCGCAAUAAAGAAGUGGGCUUCCGGAGACGCCCCUGGUGAUGGGAGCGAUGGCCAUUCUAAGCGUUCUAUUGAUCAACUACUUCAGGUGGACAUUUGGACGCUGAAGACCUCGGAGCGGAUUAAUCUUCUAAAUUACUGGCAGGAGACGGCUUUGGCAGAGCUUACGCAACAACUUUCAGCUCUUCUACGCGCCCAUUCAGUGGAAAAGCAAUGGCUUACCUCAUCCUACAAUCUGUCCGACUUGCAACGGCUGAAUGAGUCUCAAGUGGUCGGUGUAACCACCACUCAAUUAGCCAAUAACGCCGAUCUGCUACGUAAUCUUCAUGCCAAGGUGCUCAUAUGCGAAGAGGCUGCAGAAGUUUUAGAGUCGCAUGUUCUGACUGCGUUGAUACCUUCGAUCCAGCAUGCCAUACUAAUUGGGGAUCACCUACAACUGCGCCCUCGGAUCUCAAACCUCAAGCUGUCAAUGGAAUCAGAUGGCCCAGGGCUGAAGCACAACCUUGAUGAGUCACUCUUUGAGCGGCUUGCCAACUAUCGGUCUGGGGAGGUGAGACCGAAUAGCACGGAGAUGCAGACUAAUCCGGAGUACUCCUUCCCUGUCAUGCAAUUAAGCCAUCAACGACGGAUGCAUCCGUCAAUCUCGAGCCUUGUCCGGGAGACUUUAUACCCAAAGCUUCAAGAUCAUGCGACAACGGCUUCAUAUCCUGAUAUCCCCGGUCUUGAGCGAAGAUUGUUCUGGCUGGACCAUCGCCAUGCAGAGGAUCUCACUGACCCCGCAGAGCCAAUGCAAAGCAAGACAAACACCUGGGAGAUCGGCAUGGUAACCGCGCUGGUGAGGUAUCUCUGUCAGCAGGGAAAGUAUGGACCGGGUGAAAUUGCCAUUCUGACGCCAUACGUUGGGCAGCUGAGGAUGCUCAAGGAUGUGCUGGGAAAGGAAAUGGCAUUGAUCAUCAGCGAGACAGACUCGGACGCCUUGAACGAGUCGGAAGAGCUAGAAAUGCAAGAAGGGCCUGCCAUGAAUGGGAAGGGCAGAUGGUACACUAGGCAAGACAAUACCCGAAAGGGGUGCCUACUGGAUGUGCUCCGAUUAGCCACAGUAGACAACUUCCAGGGUGAAGAAGCCAGUAUAAUCAUCGUUUCUCUCGUUCGCAGCAACCGAUAUCAAAAUUGCGGCUUCCUCAAAAUGCCAAACCGGAUCAACGUUCUACUGAGUCGUGCGAAGCAUGGUAUGUACAUAGUCGGCGAUGCAAGUACAGCCUCAACCGCACCGAUGUGGUCAUCGGUCAUCCAACUGCUAGAAAAGGGCGCAAAUAUUGGUCCAAAGCUCGAGCUCCGUUGCGAUCGUCAUCCGAAUAACCGGUUUCAUGUCUCCUGUCCGAAUGAUUUCUCCAUACACGCGCCUGAAGGAGGGUGCGCGGAGACGUGUCGACUACGGCUGAACUGCGGACACAUCUGCAUGGUGAAAUGCCAUUCAGAGAGGCAGCACAAAGCAGUAAGGUGCAUGGAGUUAUGUACCCGAAUGAAGGAGUGUGGUCACGCAUGCCCUAGAAAAUGUCAUGAACCAUGUGGAGAAUGUAUGGAGAUGCUUUACAAUGUUCUCCUCCCGUGUGGGCAUAGAACCGAGCGUGUUGAAUGCAAGCGCAUGGGCAAUCUUGAAACGGUACGAUGCACACAGCAUGUUGUCCGCACAAUGAACCGUUGUGGCCACACAAUCAAGAUACGCUGCUUCGAGAACAGCGACACCAUGAGAUGCUCCAGCCGAUGCGAUAGUCCCCUGCUUUGUGGUCAUAAUUGUCGGAAUCUAUGCUGGCAAUGCCGACAUGGGGAGGGUGAUUCCUACCAUGUUGACCAUGGCCCUUGCCAAAGUCCAUGUGGGAGACCAUUCUCAACUUGCUCACAUGCCUGUCGCCAACCAUGUCAUGCAGGCACUGCGUGUCGACCUUGUGGCCUGGCCUGCGAAGUGCGUUGUAGACAUAGCCGCUGUGCAAAUAAAUGCAGUGAGCCGUGUCCCCCAUGCGCAGAGCCAUGUGGGUGGGGGUGCAAGCACCAAAAACGGUGUAAUCUACCAUGUGCCGUGCCUUGUAGCAACCUUCCCUGCAGUUUAAGAUGUGAGAAGAAACUCCCUUGUGGGCAUCAAUGCCCUGGACUUUGCGGAGAAAGGUGUCCAAAGUCUCAGUAUUGCCGAGAUUGCUGUGGACAGGAUAUUCUCGAGCGGUUUGUCGACGUGCUCGAUUUCAGGACAUACAAGGAAAUCGACGUCGAUAAGGAACCAUUGAUCUUUCUCUCAUGUGGCCACUUCUACAUCGCAUCCUCCCUGGAUGGUAUAAUGGAGAUAUCGCACCACUAUGAGAUAGAGCCGUCGACGCGUAAACUGAUCGCCCCAAAGACGACCUACCGAGUCCUGGAUUCCGGGCGCCCUAAAGGGUGUCCAGACUGCCGCACACCCCUCCGCGAUAUUGAUCGCUAUAAUCGGAUUACCAAGCAGUCAUUCCUCGAUGAAGCAACGAAAAGAUUUGCCAUUCAUGCAAAUACAACGUUUGGGAAUCUGGUGGGGGAGGUUGGCAAGCAUGAGAGGGAUAUGGAGGGCGAAAGGGCCAAGUUCGUCCGGAACUGGUCGCAGAAAGCAGUCGAAAAAAAUGAUGUCAAUCAGGUCAAACUCUCAGUUGACGCCUAUCGCAGAAGUGGAAACAGACUCCUUAAGCGGAUCAAAGACUUUACUAAAUCUGUGGCUAAAUCCGAACAACCAUUUGGGAGGGUGAACAGUAUCUUUGCGUCUGCAGCGGCGAGAGGACGUGCCAUGCCUGCUACCUCCUUUCAAUUCAACGAGUCGGAUAUUCAGACGGGGUUUCAAUCACGCGGCCAUGUUCUUAACCUGCGACUCAACUGGCUUCUUUUAUUGGAUUUGCAUGGAAUCUGCAGCAACAAGACCAUUGACCCAGGCAUCCGGGAUACUCUUGGACAAGUGGUCAGGGCCCAGAUCCCGAGCCUUCUGAUCAAAUGUCUAGGUUUAGCGAGCUACUGCCAGGAAGCCAGAUUCCUGCAACAGGAAGUUGAAUCCCGUAUCUAUCAUGUCCAAUUCUCGAUGCUAUCUCUUAGCAAUUUCCAAGCACAGGGUAGCCCGGUUCAUGGGGCUACCGAGGCCUUGAUUCGUGCAAAGGCGCUCGAGGAUUUGGAAGCUUGUGAUCAGAUGUGUUUGCGUCACGAGAGGAUUCUGUGGUCGUUGCGCGAGGACAUUGGCCGAGCAAGGAUACUGGUCAAAGGUGGGACAUUCUACAGCUCCGUGACCACGGAAGAGAGACGCCAGGUCUAUGAGGCCAUGGCGUUGCAGUUCAGUGGGACCGGCCAUUGGUACUACUGUGAAAACAAUCAUCCGUUUACGGUGGGAGAGUGCGGCAUGCCGAUGGAGGAAGCUCGCUGCCCGCAGUGUGACGCGCCAGUGGGCGGGAUCAAUCAUCAGCCUGCACCGGGGACUCGUAGAGCAGAUGACAUGGAUGUGGAGUUUGGUUCUGACCUGCGAGAGCCAGAGUUUGAUGGUGUUUAUUGA